AUGAGCGCCCAGAGCAAGCGGAGUUCCUCCACCGAGGCGGAGGCUGCCAUCAGCCGCCUGAUCAACCUAAACUUGCAGGCCUCGUGCACCUACCUCUCCCUGAGCUAUUACUUUGAAGGCGACAAGGUGGCUCUGGGGGGCGUGGGCCGCUUCUUCCGGGAGCUGGCUGAGGAGAAGCGCGAGGGCUCCCAGCUCCUCUGGAAGAUGCAGCAGCAGUGGGGCAGCCGCGCCCCGGCCCAGGACGGGCAGAAGCUGUCGCCGGACGAGUGGAGCACCAUAGUGGAAGCCGUGGAGGCUGCCAUGGCCCUGGAGAAGAGCCUGAACCAGGCCUUCUUGGAUCUCCAUGCCCUGGGUUCUGCGAGCGCGGACGCCCAGCUCUGCGAGUUCCUGGAGAGCCACUUCCUGGAGGUGGAGAGGAAGAUCCUCAAGAAGAUGGGCGACCACCUGACCAACCUGCGCAAGCUGGCCGGGCCGCAGGCCGGGCCCCUGGCUGAGCAGGGCAUCCCUUCGAAAGGCUCUUCUGCCAGCGCGACUAGGAGCCUCGCGGCAGCCCCGGAGAGACGCCUUUGCCUCCUCCAGUGA
Molecule: messenger RNA, 582 nt
Organism: Globicephala melas (long-finned pilot whale)
Lineage: Eukaryota; Metazoa; Chordata; Mammalia; Artiodactyla; Delphinidae
Source: RefSeq, a predicted model, not a curated record